Messenger RNA from Volvox carteri f. nagariensis, 2200 nucleotides. RefSeq lists its product as uncharacterized. NCBI's taxonomy places the organism in Eukaryota, Viridiplantae, Chlorophyta, Chlorophyceae, Chlamydomonadales, Volvocaceae. The record is from RefSeq and is a predicted model, not a curated record. The annotation marks the transcript as partial. The transcript has 15 exons.
UGCUUGCUUGCUACACAUAGGCAUGACGCCUCCAUCGCGGCGUGAGGGCGCCAUGGCUGCCGCCACUUGCGCUGGGGCCACAAACGCCGCUGCCGAUGGGUCAUCAUCAUCAUCAUCAGCAGCAGCAGCCGCGAGAGCAACAUCGGGCAGUCUGGCGGUACCUGGCGGCUCAGCGCCUGGGCCGCAUCGCGUAUCAGUGUGCGCCCACCAAAGACAGCGCCGUAGCGGGUGGGUCCGUGUGCUGCGCUUCGGCUUCGCUGCACUUCUAGAUGGCUGCGGCCUCCUGGUCCUUACCUCCACCCUCCUAGUAUUGCAAGUACCCACCGCUGCCGGUGCCGCAUCGGUCGAUUCCAACAAAGUCAUAGACGACCCCGCUUUGCCGGCGGCGGCGAGCGCCGUCUCCUCCGCCUCCUCCGCUGCCAACCGAACGAUCCCUCCGUCAUCAAGGCUACAUGGGCCACUCGGGCAACAGCAGCUGCAUGAGGUCUUCAGGGCAGCGGCUCCACGGGACAGCAUUGCUGUUGCUUCUGGUGCUGCCGGUGCUGAUGCGGUGCCGACGCCGGCUAACGUCCGGGGCUAUUGGUUUUACCAGCGGGCUGCCGCUGCUGCUGAUCGACACCUGGGGCUCCAAAGUGACCACCAGGGACAAAUCUGUACGGGGCACCGUGUGCAGCUGCAGGUUAUGGCUCACCUCGUGACGGUGCCGCAUCAUGGGAGCAAUUGUGUCGCCGGUGGAUUCGGAGGUUACAUUUUAGUGAAGGGAAGUCCGUCUGGCGGCAGCUGGGACGGCAGGGCGUACCAGGACUUCACCGCGGAAGCCAACGUGAAGCUGCGAGGAAGCAGCUCCGUGAUGAACAGCAAAAAGAGUUACAAUAUAAAAUUCCGGACUGCGGGUUCGAACGGGGGAACUGCCAAACUUAUGGUACCCGUACUUGGCAUGCCGGGCAAUAACGAGUGGGCGCUGUACGGGCCCGAGACUGACAAAACCCUGGGGAUGCGCAAUAUGCUGGCGUACGACAUUUUUCGCCGCAUGGGGCGCUGGGCGCCCCGCACCCGGUACUGCGAGGUUUUCCUGAUGGAUGACGGUUCGGGCUCCGUGCGGCCCUCCCACUACCAGGGGCUGUUUGUGGUUACGGAGCGUGUCACGGUGGGGCCGGAGCGGGUCAACGUGAGGAAGAUGGACCCCGAUCAGGACCUGUCAGGUGGUUACGUGCUCGGGUUCGAGAACGACAACAUCGACCUCACCGACCUCACCUUCCGCCCCGCCACCUCGCUGCUGAAUAUCGUCAUGCACGAGCCCACGUUCGAGGACCAGGGCCUUACUGUGGGUUUCCCCAACGGCCCGUACGGUCCGACAACGGCUGCGGUAGUUGGGGGCCCAGGCGGCCCGCCGCCUGCUGGCAGCGGCGGUUGGCGGGAUUUCAUCGAGGUUGGCUCCUUCGUGGACUACUUCCUGGUCACGGAGCUAUCCAAGAACCCGGAUGGCUACCGGGGCUCCGUCUACAUGAGCAAGAAUGCCGGCUCGCCCAUUGUAUUUGGACCGCCUUGNGACUACAACGAGGCUUUCGGAGUGUGUUGCGGCUACCCCAUCGAGGGCUUCAACAACAACGGCGUCAGCAGCGGCAGCAGCGGCGGCAGCGCCAUCAGUCCGGAGGGCUGGAGGUUCAACAUAUGCGACCAGCAGGAGAGGUGCCGGGCGGAUCCGGUGGACGGCACGUCCCAGUACUUCCGUUCGGUCUGGCGGGAUUCCUCGCACCGCAUGUCCACGGGUCAGCGGUGGCAACAGCUGCGGGGAGGAGCUCUGAGUGAUGCCAUACUGGGCAGCAUGGUGGACGUGCAGACCAACCUCAUCCGGGAUGCAGCCCUCCGGGACUACAAUCGGUGGUCUUCCAUCCGCAGCUCGCCCUUCUUCCGCUCCCAUCAGGAGCAGUGGAGCUACGAGGUGGCGCAGCUGCGGAGCUGGCUGCUGGCCAGGGCGAGAUGGAUGGACGUGGCGCUGGCGGAUGCGGCGAGAGGCGGCUGGGGGGCCGGCGGCUCGGUGGCAGCGGCGGCAGUGCCUGCACAGUCUGCCGGGUACAGCUACAAUAAUGGCGGUGGUGGCGGCGGCGGUGGUGGUGGUGGUAUGCCGUCGGCACAGGUAGCAACACAGCAGCCGACGCGAGGACGUUUUAUGAGCUUCCUGUUUGGCGGGCGCCGCUAA